Molecule: messenger RNA, 436 nt
Organism: Penaeus monodon (black tiger shrimp)
Lineage: Eukaryota; Metazoa; Arthropoda; Malacostraca; Decapoda; Penaeidae
Source: RefSeq, a predicted model, not a curated record
GACCAGCGCCGGUAUCAGAGAGGUAUAUAAGAGCCAACAGGAGCUACGUUCGAAAGUGCAGCAGCUGCAGUCGUGAACUAAAGCAAGAUGAAGAACCUGGUUGUGUUGGCUCUGGUCGCAGUGGUCGCAGUGGAGGCCAUGCCGCAGGUGGUCGAAGGGAACGCCCUCACGCCCUCCGCCGCAGUGCCGCAGACUCCGGGCAUGAUCCUGACCGCCGCGCAGGGCACCAUCCCGACGCAGCUGGUGCAGAUCGCCUCGCCGCUCUUCCAGGGCGCCCCAGCGACUGCCGGACCAGGCCAAGCCGCACCGCAGCUCUUCUCCCUCACGCCCGUUAUGAUCCACCAACUGUCCGAGGCGGAGCAGAACGCCCUCGCUCACCGGGAGUUCCUGAAGAUUUGGGAAGCCCAGGCGAUCCGCAACCAGGCCAUUCCCAUUG